GCAAAUAGCAAAUUGGAUGUACAUGUAUCUGGGUUUUUGGGCGUAGUCUCAGAUCACCACGAGACGGCGUUGAGGCAGGAUGUCUUUCCCCCAAUCUGCUGCCGGCUGCUGAAGUUUGUGAUUACAAUGUGUGCAGAUAGAGGAAGCUCAAUAGGGCCAGUCCUACAGCUCGAGAUGUGUGUUUUGCAUGUGUGGCAAUACACAUUAUUUGCUGUAUGAAACACCAUCCUUAUGGUGAUAUUCAAACCAAGCAGAGUGAAGAGUGACAUGAGGACUAGGGAGAAAAGCUAGAGGAAAUCUAAAAGCAACAAUGGAACACCCCAUCCAGGUUCUGCACCAUCAUCACGGUGAAGGAGAUCAAUUGGAUUCAUCUAACGGACCAGCAAUCGGGGCAAGUCUACUCGGUCAAUGGCACGCAUUCAGAGGGAGACCAAUCAGAGAUGAGUUAAACAUGGAAUAUCAUCGUCAGUUGGACCAUGUGGCUGUGUGGAUCGAUAGGUGGAGUCAUGAACAGAAAUGUUCCAUUUUGGAAGGUAUUCUGACGAGAAGUAAUUACAGCCAGUUUGGGUUUCUGUGGACGAGUCUUCAGCCCACACUCCAUAGGGAUUUUAUGUACACUUCACAACAGCUGUAUCCACACCAUCGGUUCACACCCAUUAGCUCUCAUGUGAGCAGAGAAACACGAGCACGAAGAGCGGUCAGAAACUAUUUUCAUGUUGGAAGCGCCCAUUUGCAGAGGAGAAGGGAUGUAACGAUGUGUAAUGCAGAAACUGACUUCGAUGAACCUUCAAUGAGAAAUGACGUUCAGAGCGGGAAAACCUCUCUUCCAAGACGUAUCUUGAUGACAAGAAGUACCACCAACAUCAAGUUACCAAGCAUCCAUUCAAAGAGUCACCGUAGCAACCGAAAUAAUCCACUCAGCAAAUCUGCCCCUGCAAGUGUCAGGAGGUUCACUGAUGAUUCUCCAGCAGUCCGUCGGCACAUGCAGGACAGACCAAGACCCAAUGCGUCGAGUGAUGUCCCAAAAGACUACAGUCCAGUCACAUUACAAAACCUUCCUCAACUUACAAAGUCAUUGACUCAAGUACAGAUCAGCAGAUCCAGACCAACUAUGUCGGGUACCUCGCCUAGAAAUCUUCCACCUAUUCCUGUUGUACCAGAUGAAGCGUGGCAGCUAUACCAUUGGUAUGAAGAGUGCUGGAAUGAUGUCCAAAGGAAUGAAUUCUUGCACAAACUAUUGAAGAGGUUGGAUUCCAGACAGCUGUAUUUUCUCUGCAGUUCACUGGCCUUGAAGCAGUCACAUGACUUCAUUAGCCUCCUUCCCGAGCCGCUCGCACUUCGUAUUCUUCAGUACCUCUCCCCUCAGAGCCUCUUGGUGGCAGCAUUGGUCAGUCGGACAUGGUGUUAUUUGGCGAGUCAUGAUAACAUAUGGAAAGUCAAAUGUGACCAUGUUGAUAUUGAAAUUCCCUUGCCAACCAGUAACUUUAGGUGGAAGACGGUUUACCGAGAUAAUGUUUUUCUCAGACAGAACUGGGAGUCCGGUAAUUGUAAACAAAUUGAUGUCAGAGGUCAUACAGCAAAGGUUCUAUGUGUUACGUUUGACGGCAGUACAAGACUUGCCAGUGGGAGUAAAGAUGCUUCCAUUAAGAUAUGGGAUAUCCACACCGGUAGCCUGCUUCAGACGUUAAAAGGACACAAGAAGGGAGUCUGGUGCCUUAGCUUCUUCACACGCUACCUCUUAGUCAGUUCUUCCUUUGAUGGGACAGUGAAAGUCUGGAACCUACGCAGUGGUGUCUGCACACGGACUAUGUUCGGUCACGACGGACCAAUCUGGGCAAUGGCGAGGCAAGAUUACUGGCUGGUCACAGCGUCACAAGACAGAACGCUGAAGCUUUGGGAUCUUCGGACAUGUCUAUUGGAGCAUACAUUAGUGGGACACACUCAAGCAGUAUUCUGCGUCGAUAUGGACAAAGAAUGCACAAUGAUUUUAUCAGGCUCAGCUGAUAGGACCAUUCGUGUUUGGAGUGUAGAGACAGGUCGCUACACAAAAGUCAUCUGGGCUAGUCAGUCGACAUCCAUCAUGAGUUUGAGAUAUCACCGUGGUUACUUCACCUGCGCUGUUGGGGAGGUUGUCUCUCUCUGGAGGCUAGAAACAGCCAGUUGUAUCAAGACGUUCGAAGAACAUGAUAAACGGGUUGAGAGUGUUGGGUUGCGUGUGGACGAUACAAGUGACCCUGACGUACCAAAAGGGUUUUUGGUUACUGCUGGUCAAGAUGGAAUGGUCAAGUACUGGAACCUAGAUAGCGACAGCAGCAACCAUACCCUGCACAGUGGUACUCAGAUCAACAGUAUCUACUUUGAUGAGACCAGGAUUAUUGGAGCCUGCUCUGACUAUAAACUCAAGAUCUGGAACUUCAACACGUCUGGUUGAGUAAAGUAAACAAAAAUUAAGCUGGCAUUUAUAUACACUGUAUAGCCUUGUUCAAGGCGGCUUCGUUUUUGGCUUCAUGGUACGAGGUUGAAAAACCCACAGUGUCAAGUACUGUCUACCAAAUACCCAGUACCAUGCCAGUAUAUAUGCAGUUCGUCGUCCAACGCUACGUGGUGAAUUCAUAGCUGGCCAGUGCUUGCGUAAAGAGCCUUGGACCGUUGUACGAGGUUAAAAAACAUCAAAACACCAUGCUUCAACCUCGAGGUAUCAAAUACUAUAUAUCAAAUACCCAGUACUGUGCAAGUAUGUAUCUAUGCAGUUCGUCGUCCAACGCUAUGUGCUGAAUUCAGAGCUGGCCAGUAAUGCGUAAAGAGCCUUGGACCGUUGUACGAGGUUAAAAAAACCAUGCUUCGACCCGCCGGUACGCUUACAAGG
Messenger RNA from Asterias rubens (European starfish), 2866 nucleotides. RefSeq names its product probable E3 ubiquitin ligase complex SCF subunit sconB. Gene Ontology annotation, molecular function: protein binding. Bases 311 to 2431 code for a protein of 706 amino acids. The transcript has 16 exons. The record is from RefSeq and is a predicted model, not a curated record. NCBI's taxonomy places the organism in Eukaryota, Metazoa, Echinodermata, Asteroidea, Forcipulatida, Asteriidae.